UCCUUGUUUUAGUUUAUCGUUUGUGGAGCACACAAGUAGCCUACUAGAUAUCGCAUUCUAGAUAUCACCAGUGAGCGGCAGUCUGGAAUAUCCUAGACUGGCCUAUGUAUGGAUGUACUAUUUCCCUGCGGAACCGCGCAUCAUAGCAGUGAAAUCAGUCUGUUUAGGUUAUGUGUAUUAUCGGUUUAUGAGAAUCGUAAUAUUGGCCAGGUUAGCCUUACUGUAGCUACUGUCCGAGCCUUAAUGUUUUUUUCUCUCCCACACAGGACGACACUAGGGGCCUUCCUGUCACACAAGCUCGGGUGGCCGCUUCACGAGGGAGAUGACUUUCACCCGCGGGAAAACGUUGACAAAAUGGCUCGCGGGGAGCCUCUGACUGAUCAGGACAGACUGCCUUGGCUGCUGAAACUGCAUGAUGUCAUUCAAAGGGAGAGGUCUUCAGGGGGCGAUGCCAUCAUGGUGUGUUCAGCUCUGAGGCGACUUUACAGGCAGGUUCUGCUGUUUGGUUCCGAGGCCCUGACCUACAGCUCGGACACAGCAGGCCUGCACAUGUGCAGCCUGCCCGGCGUCUGGUUCCUCUUCCUGUAUGGGACAUAUGAUCUGAUCCAUGCGAGGAUGGUGGCCCGGAGGGGACAUUUCAUGCAGCCUGGUCUCCUGCGCUCUCAGUUUGAUGUUCUGGAGCCACCGGCGGAAGAGGAGAAGGCGUUGCUGCUUGAUAUUCGGAGGAGCACUGAUGACAUCUGCAGGGAGAUACAGGAGCAUCUCCGCCAACUUUCAUAACCAGAGAUCAUGAUCAUGGACUCUCAAAUCAAAGAUAACAUACUGGACUGCACUGUGUGCUAGAAAACAAUUACAUAUCAUGUCAGACUUUUAUAUUAUUUUAUUUUACAAAGCACAAUAAAUCUGUGAUUAUAUGACACAU
Messenger RNA from Oncorhynchus keta (chum salmon), 922 nucleotides. RefSeq names its product probable gluconokinase. The transcript has 4 exons. Bases 109 to 780 code for a protein of 223 amino acids. Gene Ontology annotation, cellular component: cytoplasm. Gene Ontology annotation, molecular function: gluconokinase activity. NCBI's taxonomy places the organism in Eukaryota, Metazoa, Chordata, Actinopteri, Salmoniformes, Salmonidae. The record is from RefSeq and is a predicted model, not a curated record.